Molecule: messenger RNA, 1164 nt
Organism: Closterium sp. NIES-65
Lineage: Eukaryota; Viridiplantae; Streptophyta; Zygnematophyceae; Desmidiales; Closteriaceae
Source: the annotation of a GenBank genome assembly
AUGGCUGCAAACGAACUGCGACUCUCUGGCCUUGUACUUGCUGCCGCACUGGCUGCUCUUAUGCUCUCAGCCUGUGCGCCCAGGGUUGCUGUUGCCAUUCGCCUGCCAUCUGCUACCAGCAGCCAGUGCCCAGUGGGUUAUGUGAAGGACGCAGAAGGCAACUGCAUUGACUCGUGCACAGUACGCAACUGCGGCACCAACGCGAGGUGCCUCAAGAGCCAGGCGGGCUGGGCGGACUGCGUGUGCGACAGGGGCUUCAAGCUGCUGCCCGAUGCGUCCUGCGCCCAUACGUGUGUGCUCCAGGCGUGUGGUGAAAACGGCCAGUGCGUGAAGGACGCGGAGGGGGCGGCAUCCUGUGUUUGUGACCCGUUCUUUGGGCUGGCGCCGGAUGGCAAGACAUGCACAGACACAUGUGUGCUCCAGGAGUGUGGCGAGAACGGCCAGUGCGUGCAGGACGAGAAUGGGGCGGCGUCCUGUGUUUGUGACCCUGGAUUCACGCUGCGGGAUGAUGGCAAGUCUUGCCAUGACGUGUGCGUGGUACGCAACUGCGGCCCCAACGCCAACUGCCUCAAGAGCGAGGGAGGCUGGGCGAACUGCGUGUGCGAAAGGGGCCUCAAACUCCUGCCCAACGCGUCCUGCUCUCACUCGUGCUCGAUAAUGGACUGCGGGGAGAACGCCUACUGUGAGAAGGAGGAGUCUCUCGCCGUCUGUCACUGCAACUGGGGCUACGCCAUGACCGAGGACGGCUGUGUUGGGCCUGCAACCUGCGGGAACUGUCCAGCUGGGGCCACAUGCACUCUUGUCUCAUCUACUCUCAAGGCUCCUUACUGCUACUGCCCUGGUGGCUAUGGCAUGACCAGCACUGGUUGCGUCCGUGGAUAUGUCCCAACCGUCUCCUCGGCGAGUUUCACCUUCUACAACCUGCCCAAGUAUGACUUAACACCCAACACCUACACUCUGCGCGUGAUCUACAACGGCUGCACCAACCUGCCUACGUCUAUUGGUUACUACGUCCAGUCAUACUGGCGAGUGGACCGUGCACCGGGAGGAAUUGGAAACUGCAAGACUAUCUACGUGUAUCGCUAUCCUAACUGUGCUGGAUCGCCCAUUGCUCAGCUCCCGUACCUGUCACUGGGCAGCAUCACUGCACAGGGUGUUCCGUAA